Molecule: messenger RNA, 4213 nt
Organism: Antechinus flavipes (yellow-footed antechinus)
Lineage: Eukaryota; Metazoa; Chordata; Mammalia; Dasyuromorphia; Dasyuridae
Gene: HTRA3
Product: HtrA serine peptidase 3
Exons: 9
Coding region: 1746-3137 (463 amino acids)
Biological process (GO): proteolysis
Cellular component (GO): extracellular region
Molecular function (GO): protein binding; serine-type endopeptidase activity
Source: RefSeq, a predicted model, not a curated record
UUAUUGUCUUAGGGAGGGGUGAGGAAAGGAAAAAAGAGAGAAAAUCCAGAACUCAAUUUUUUUAAAAGUAAAUAUUUAAAAUUGUUUUUGCAUGUAAUUGGAAAAAUAAAAUACUAUUUUAAAAAGAGUGGUCCUCAGAACUAAAAACAAUACUCCAGAUGUGUUCUGUCCAGGCAGAGUUCAGAAAGAUUGACUACUACUUCCCUAGGCCUGGACACUAUGAUACUCUUGAUGCAUCCUAAGAUUGAAUGAACUUUCUUGGAUGAUGCAUCACACUACUGACUCAUGGUAACCUUGCAGUCUACUUUAUUUGAAGUAACUUUUGGCCGUUUAAAAAAUAAUAAUAAUUCCUUACUUAGUGGAAGAUUUAUCACUGCUAAAGAAAGGAAAAAGCCCUGGAAUUGGCGGCAGAAGACCUUGAAUUGAAUCUCUACUUUCAAUACAGAAUAGCUAAAAAUGAAUUUUAAAAUGUGAAUAAAUGUUAAAACUUAUGCUACUAGAAAUGGGUCACUAAGAGAAGUAGCCAGUAAGGUAAAGUGCAGCUUUUAUUUGAUCAAUAUGUCAAUUCCACUCCCACUCCAAUUUCCAAAGCAAAAUUUAAAAAGGGGUGGGGAUGGUAAUAAGUAAUGUCAUAAGACUUAAAAAAAAAUUAGAUGGGAAAGGAUGGAGGGAAGAAAAAGCAGAAAAGAGGAAGAAAAUGGAAGGGGUAAAGAACUAAGAAGAAAGGCGGGGUGGAAGGAAAGAACAUUAAGAGUUCAGAGAGGGGAAAGGGUGAAGAUGAUCAGGAGAGCUAGAUUGAAGAGAAAGAAAACUAUGGAAAGGCUAAGGAGGUGCAAGAAGAAGGAGGGGAGAAUGGAAAGUAAAGAAAAGGAGGAGGAGGAUUGUAGUUAGGAGAGAGAAAAGGAAGAGGGAGAUUAGGGGCUAUGGCAUGGUGGAAGAGGUGCUGAGAUUUGGCUCUCCAAGGAGGUGGGGUCUGGGCCGGAGGCAGGGCGCGCAGCUGGUCCCAGACGCCUCCUCCUAAAACAGCUGCAGCUGCCUCUAAGGCACAGCCCACAUACAUACUUCUUUGCGCUCUAGCUCAGGCUCCUGCAACCCUGCCUCCUCCCGCGGCAAGACUACGGCUCCCCAAUAAUCCCUGGCUGCCGUGUCAAAGCUCAGCAGCCAGACUUGGGGAGUCCUCAACACCCCACUCCCACCUCCCCCUUUUUUCUUCCCCAGGGUGUGUGUUGAGGGGGUGGAGCAUUGGAUGCCUGGCUGGGCUUUAAAAUCCAGCUCCGCGCUCUCCUGCCAGCAGAGCAAGGGUAGAAGCCGUUGCCUUUACCCAGCGAGACGCCUAAGGGACCCUUGGCGCAUUUUGCAUGUGCCAGGAACAGCUCUCCAGCCCGGGUCUCCCUUGAAUUGAGCUUUUGAUAGAGCCCAUCUCCGUGUGUUAGGGCUCUGCCUCCUCCCAGCGACCCCUGCCCAGCCCGCCAGGGGCUAGUGCUCCCUACGUUUUGAACCUCUGGAGAGGGAUAAGCAAGCCGGCCGGCUCAGGGGCUGCUUCUUCUAGCUUUGGCUAAGCUGGCUUUGCAGUAAAUCCCAUUUGCUGUCCGCUGGCUGGUCCGCGCUCCUUUGGCGCCCCUGGUCUGCGCAACUGGCGUGUCUGCCUUUGUUUCUUAGCCGUCCCACAGGGCUUCUGUAGGGGUCGUUUCGAUUAGUUGCAGCUGCAGCAGUUAAGCCCCAAGAUUAAGCGAAGAGGGGUCGCCAUGCUUCAAAGUACCUUCCUGCUGUGUACCCUGGGGCUGCUGGCGCUGCUGCGCCCCAGCCGGGCAGAGCCCGUGGCAUGCCCCCCGCGCUGCGACGUCUCCAAGUGCCCCACUCCCAGCUGCCCGGGAGGCUACGUGCCCGACAGCUGUAACUGUUGCCUGGUGUGCGCCGCGGCCGAGGGCGAUGCGUGCGGCAGAAAGGACGACCCCCCCUGUGGAGACAGCUUGGAGUGUGGCCACCCGGCGGGCAAGCGCUUCGCUAAGGGAGUCUGCCAGUGCAAGCUGACCUACCAGGUGUGCGGCAGCGACGGGCGAACCUACGACAACGUGUGCCGGCUGAAGGCUGCCAGCCGCAAAGCCCUUCAGCAGGGGCUGCCCGCUGUCAUUCAGAUCCAGAAGGGUGCCUGUGAAUCGGGUCACCAACAAUACACCAGCCCGAGGUACAAGUUUAACUUCAUUGCGGAUGUGGUGGAAAAGAUUGCACCAGCAGUGGUUCACAUUGAACUUUUUCUGAGGCAUCCUCUCUUCGGUCGAAAUGUGCCUUUGUCCAGUGGGUCUGGAUUCAUCAUUUCAGAAUCUGGCUUAAUUGUGACCAAUGCCCACGUGGUGUCAAGCACUAAUGCCAUUUCUGGACGACAGCAGUUGAAAGUUCAGCUGCAGAGUGGGGACACCUACGAGGCGACAAUCAAAGACAUUGACAAGAAGUCUGAUAUCGCCACGAUCAAAAUUAAUCCCAAGAAAAAACUACCUGUGUUACUGCUGGGACAUUCAGCAGACCUGAGGCCAGGAGAAUUUGUGGUGGCUAUUGGGAGUCCUUUUGCCUUACAAAACACAGUCACAACAGGAAUUGUCAGCACAGCCCAGCGAGAUGGGAAGGAAUUGGGUCUUAAAGACUCUGACAUGGACUACAUUCAGACAGAUGCCAUCAUCAAUUAUGGAAACUCAGGAGGACCUUUGGUUAAUCUGGAUGGAGAAGUCAUUGGAAUAAACACAUUAAAAGUGGCAGCUGGGAUCUCUUUUGCUAUUCCUUCAGAUCGUAUCACACGCUUCCUUACCGAGUCCUAUGACAAGCAAAACAAAGAUGUGAAAAAGCGCUUCAUUGGUAUACGGAUGCGAACCAUUACCCCAGUUUUGGUAGAAGAACUGAAGGAUAACAAUCCUGAUUUUCCUGAUGUCAGCAGUGGGAUUUAUGUGCAUGAAGUAGUCCCAAAUUCGCCAUCUCAAAGAGGAGGAAUCAAAGACGGAGACAUCAUUGUUAAAGUUAAUGGCCGUCCCUUGAAAAACUCCAGCGAACUACAGGAAGCUGUAAUGAAGGAGUCACCCCUAUUACUUGAAGUUCGAAGAGGAAAUGAUGAUUUGCUCUUUAAUAUUGAGCCUGAAGUGGUCAUGUAGAGGAAGGCGUCCCUAUACACUCUUGUCAACUUCUUGGAUUCUGGAAUAUUGGAUACCUCUUCUUCAAACUAAUCCCAUAUCCUGUUGACUAACGACAAGAUGGCCUAAAAUGUGUGAGCCUGAGCCAUUUCUGUACAGGGACAAUCGAUUCUAAUGUCACAGAGUUAAAACGAUGGACCAAAUUUUGCCUUUAAUGGAGCCCCAAAAUACCUUUUAUUGGUAUUGCUCUAAGGCAAAAUUGGACCCAGUGGUUCUGAAUUUUAGUGCUAGAGUAUUUUAAAAUUAUCUGUUGUAUUAGAAAAAAAGUAGAGAGUCACAAUAUUUUCCUUGUACAGAAGCUGCUGAGUGUCACCCAAGAAAGAGCCAGACUCUCCAGGAACCCUACUGCUGGGGAGAAGGCCAUAUUCUAAAGGGGAGGUCCCAUCAGAUUGGUUAAGAUCCAAAUCUCUGUGCUGUAGCAUGAAGCUCUUUGGAUGGAAAGCCGUGCUUUUCAUGUCCUCUUGAAUGUGAAAUCAUAUUUGGAAACAGUUUCCCCACUUUGAGUUAAUACAAGGGUAUAGUGGAGAGAUUUAUGGCAGAAUCAUAGGCUUGUAGAGUUGACAAGGGCCUUGGAGAUGAUCUGGUGUGAUGGCCCCAUUCCACAGAUGAGGAAGCCAAGGCCCAGAAUGGGGACUUGGGACUUGCCCAAAGUCUCACAGCUAGUGGCAAAGUGGUGGGCGAGAACUUAGGUCACCCGACUCCUAACUAAAUCCAUUUGCUGCCAUGCAGUCUCACCCUUCUCAUGACUCUGUGGUCAUGAACAAAUGUGGUAAUUGGCUGCAGCAGCUGACACCUAGGUCAUGCAGUUCUGGAAGAGAGUAAAUGAUUCUUAUAGAAUUAAAACCAUAUAUAUGAGGAAAAAAAACAAGCAGAUGAUGUGAAAAAAUAAUAUGCUUUUUUUUUUUUUUACAUUUUGGGUAUAGAUUAGUUUUUACAUUAUAUUGGCAGGCUUUACUGUAAAAUGAAUACUCAGUGUAGCUUGUACUGUAUGUUUCUACUGUAAGAAAAUAUUAAAGUUUACAAGCAAAUUGUUCUUA